Coprinopsis cinerea okayama7#130 is the source of this 210-nucleotide messenger RNA. RefSeq lists its product as hypothetical. Bases 1 to 210 code for a protein of 69 amino acids. The record is from RefSeq and is a predicted model, not a curated record. The transcript has 2 exons. Lineage: Eukaryota; Fungi; Basidiomycota; Agaricomycetes; Agaricales; Psathyrellaceae.
AUGUCCGGCGGCCUUCAAGGGGAGUGUAACGAUUUCAAGGUCUCGGAAGAUUGGUUUGGAAGAACAGAGAACCCCUCAGCUCCAGGAUGCGUCAAUGUCCUAAUCCAUCCAGGCAUUCGAAGUUUGGGAAAGCAACAUGUGAAGCUGCCUCGAGAUUUCGAAGCCACCCGAAGUCAUUUGAAGCAGAUGUCCGAGUUCGAUCCGAAUUGA